Pecten maximus is the source of this 3146-nucleotide messenger RNA. RefSeq names its product PDF receptor-like. Gene Ontology annotation, cellular component: plasma membrane. The transcript is spliced from 2 exons. Gene Ontology annotation, biological process: adenylate cyclase-modulating G protein-coupled receptor signaling pathway; cell surface receptor signaling pathway. Bases 395 to 1552 code for a protein of 385 amino acids. Gene Ontology annotation, molecular function: G protein-coupled peptide receptor activity. Lineage: Eukaryota; Metazoa; Mollusca; Bivalvia; Pectinida; Pectinidae. The record is from RefSeq and is a predicted model, not a curated record.
UCCACGAAACCACGAUACUAAAGCAGACAUCACAUGGCCACUAGCUCGAGCGGACGUUAUAUUACAAACCACAUGGUCACGCUGUGUUGUAUAGAAUUAUGUGUAAAAGACUUUUCACGGCAAUUUUCUUACGUGUAUGCUGACACUUUUGAGAGACCAAGUUUUGAUAGUAGCGGACCACAGAAGUUGUCUAAUCAUGUACUUACAUAUCCAAUUUCACGGCAAACGUAGGGCACACUGAGAAUUGUUUUUCUUUACAAAGAUUUGAUAACUGGAUUUAUAAACACCAUAGACUGCACCAUUGGAGUGUGAACGCAUACACAAGGAAAGUGUAUAUCAAAACGAAAACAGGACAAACUGGAUAAAGUAUUAAUCUGAUUGAUUCAACUUCACGAUGAUUCGACAAGUCCAAAACAGCUUUAUUACAAAAGAAAACUGUAUGAAACUGUUCUCCAAUAUAACUAUUCCUGUCGGGCGAUACUGUAACGCAACGCAUGACGGGAGUUCCUGCUGGCCCCCAACGUUGGCAGGAACAGAAGUCAAACAACGAUGUCCCACUCUACCGGAUCUAGAACUUAACCCCUUACAAUUUGUAUACAGACGAUGUGGACUGGAUGGGGAAUGGUCAGAUAUCAAAGAUGCACAUAUAGUAUUUCAGAAGACCCUAUACGAGGAAUGUUUCAUCAAAGGACCUUCUUUAGAAUCACUCAACCAAAACGCGAAAAUAUCCAACAUCCUUGGAAUAGUGUUGUUACUUGUCUCACUCAUCACAAUAUUUGUCGCACUUUUGAUAUAUUAUGUUGUUUUACCAAAGUUUGUAAACGGAAUAUUACAUGUGAGAGUACAGAAACACUUGUUUGUUUCGGUCAUAUUUGACGCCACAACAAAGUUGACCAUUCAGAUCUUACUUCUUUUCCAACUACACAAAAUAGCAACCGUCGAGAUUACAUUCGCUCACGAAUUCCUCGCAACUAUGAAACAGUACUCUGAUCUGGCAAUUAUACUGUGGCUAGCUAACGAUGCACACUUUCUACAAGUAAUAUCAAGGUCCGGACAGAUUUGUAAUUCCGGAUACAUGACGUACAUUGUGAUGGGUUGGGGACUGCCAAUAGUCCCAACUUCCGUCUGGGCGGUUUCCAUGGCAGUGAGUCAUAAGGUUAAAGACUGGACCGGCCAUACGGAAUCUCCACUAAUUUGGAUCAUGGAGAUACCGAAAUUAUUGGCCCUCCUGACGGCGUUCUCCUUUCUCGGGGUCACCUCUUACCGUGUGUUCACCAGGACAAAACACACGAAACACAAAACAAACUUAGACGUCCGGAAAAUUAGAUAUGACGUUCUGAUGUCGGGCCUUUUCUAUUUGGUUAUUCUAGUCUCUGUACUCUUUGUCAUGAUUAUUACGCAUGCGCGGAUUAAGUGUAUAUCAUGUUCCUACAUUUCCACGAUCCUUUCCUCGUCACACGGUGUGUUGUUGUCAAUAUUGUACUGUUUCCUUAACAAUAAUGUCCACACUUACAUUAAGUACAGUCAGACAGUCUUACCAGUUACAGCUUAAAAACCUUCGUCAUUGUGUUUCUAUUGUUGUGUCAUCAUUUAACAAUGGGAAAGUUUGAAAGAACAAUAAUCAGCCCUGCUUAAAGUUUUAUGCUAGGCUGGAACACACUGAGGAUUUCUGUUAUCAAAAUCAUUCAAUCAAUUCCUCAAUGGACGCUUCACAACCAAAGUUUUAUCAUCAAUGUUACGUGCGCGAACUAGAAAUAUGAUGAAAGAGGAAGGGAAGAAGUAGGAUUUUCCGAUGCCUCCUAUAAAUAACUCCUAUCGUGCAGAAUUAUCAUCACGGUGCUAAUGAACAAUGGUUCUUUCCAUUCAUUUUCUAAUCGGCAGAAACUAAGAGGAAAUUGAUAAGCUUGACAUGAUUUCAUGCAAGAAAAUUAACUGAAUCAGUUGACCUUUCCAUCGUCAUACAGCGGUUUGUCGAUCCCACACAAAGUCUGUUGUUCGGACAUUAGCGCUGCAGGAGAUAAAAUCACUGUAGGGUUCCUAUUCACUUCCGGAAGAUUUUGUAAUUGAAACCGUUAAUUAUCCAUGACUUCCGGUACGCGGAAGAGGGAACUGGAUGAUAAAUGUAGCUGUUGAUCAUGGACUCUUGUUAUUAAUAUAAAACACGAUUGCAUGACGAGUGGAGUGUUGUUACAUUGCUUGUAGCCAGUUCAACUGAUACUGUUGAUGUCUAUGAGCACAAACAAUGUCAGGAGGAAAUUUUAAAGUCAAGUAAAAUUCGGACCAGUGUUCAAUGUCUGGUUGUUUCGUAACUAGUUCUCAUAAGACGUGGUUUGUGUGUUUGUUAAUCGUUAGUGUUAGGCAGCAUGAUGAUUUCUAUAUAUUAAUAAUUGUUGUAUAAAUAGUAACUCUAAGGUUAGAGUGGGCUCUUAGGUAGAAUUCCUGUAAGGCAGCAUGUGUUCCGAUAGCGAGUAAAUAUAUUGGUUUUUUUUUGUAAAUAGAAACCAUGAUCGAUUACAUCUAAACAAUUUUCAAACAUAACACCAACAUUGAUGUUGAAAGGACGCAUCAGGAAGAGAAAGUAUUAUUUACAUUAUUUGUGAUUUUCCUCUAAUUGAGAUCGACUUUUUUCCUCGUCUGGCAGAAAGGAAAUUUCGCUUUAGUAUCUACGUUUUCACUUUUGGAACCUGGCAUUACCUUAACCCUUGUCUUACCCAUACGUGUUGACCAUAUAGGCCUAUUUUGUUAAGAGUUUGUCGGGUUCCGUCAUUUUUGAAUCAGAAUUAUGAUAUUUUGUUUAGCCGUUGUAUUUUCAUGUUGGUUUUGGACUUGAAUAUGAUAUAGUGCAAAUCAUGUGUAUAUUGCGUACAUAUCACAAAGUAGGGAAGGCUCCUAAUGGCGGGACCAUAUCUACUGUAUGUAAAUUAAUACACAUAUUACAUGUAACAUAGUUAGAUAGAAUUCCACGUGACCUACUUGUCUGUUGGAUGUCCCAUAUGUACGUUCAUUGUUUUGAAGCUAUAAAAGUAAAAUACAUUAGGUACAAUAGCAUUUACAUGACAAUGAUACUAUUUACUCGUGUACAUAUAUUUGUAUUGUGAAAUAGACUGCAACAAUGGGCAUUGUAUAUAGUCGCAAUAAAUGCCACA